AUGGCCGCCGCAUAUCUCAAGCAGGAAAAUUACGUCUUGACGGAACGAUGCACCGACAAGACUCUGCUUCAUGAACCGAGGUUGUUGAAAGCUAGGUACCGACGCGGAAUUGCUCGCAAGGGUCUAGGAAUGGUUAAAGGAGCGAUGCGCGAUUUCGAGCUAUGCCUGGAGCAAGACCCCAAAUGUAUGGAAGCCAAACAUGAGCUGGCUGAUGCCCGGAAACUCUUCGAAAGCGGUGACUACGACAGCGAAAGUGACCCCGAAGAUCCAAUCUACGACUCUGAGCUUGGUUAUACCUCCGACUCUUCCGAUUUUCGGCAUGAAGGCAACGGCACCCCCUGCAAGUUCUACAAUCACAAUGGAUGCAAAAAGGGCGCCAAGAAGUGUCCUUUCAAGCACGGACCAGAUAAUCGGAGCAUGCGCGACGAUCUCGGUCGCAACGUGUGUCUCUUUUACCUCCUCGGAGACUGCAAAUUCGACGACGAAGAUUGCUUCUAUGCUCACUCAAAGCUAUACUUGCCUCCCUCCGGCUGGUGGAACAAGCCGGAGAAAAUUGAGCAGUAUUUGGAGAUGCUCGACAUGGCAUAUGAAUUCUCUGGCACCACGCCAGGUCAAAUGAUGGACGGGUUUCUAGGCCGCAUGCUCAACGGAGACCUUCGCGAUAACGGCAAAAAAUUCAUCGAGUCACUGGACGACGAGACGAACUUCACCGAUUUGGGGCCUAGUCCUGAUAUGAGCCGCAACAAGCCCAGGAAAAAGGGGGGGAAGCCGAAGAAGGGGAAAGGCAAAGGUGUUCGGCCUCGGGAUCCCUCACUGGAGCGCGAAGUUGAGGAACGGCAGCGCAAUUGCGGCUUCACCGACGACGAAGUUUACGAACUGGCUCUGCAGGGGGUUAAGCCAUGGGAUGAUGAUGCAUGGGAUGUUUUGGACGUCCUCAACGGUAACUUUUAACUGCUU
Molecule: messenger RNA, 957 nt
Organism: Punctularia strigosozonata HHB-11173 SS5
Lineage: Eukaryota; Fungi; Basidiomycota; Agaricomycetes; Corticiales; Punctulariaceae
Exons: 5
Coding region: 1-951 (316 amino acids)
Molecular function (GO): metal ion binding; protein binding
Source: RefSeq, a predicted model, not a curated record